Pleurotus ostreatus (oyster mushroom) is the source of this 837-nucleotide messenger RNA. RefSeq lists its product as uncharacterized. Gene Ontology annotation, cellular component: plasma membrane. The record is from RefSeq and is a predicted model, not a curated record. Gene Ontology annotation, biological process: transmembrane transport. Gene Ontology annotation, molecular function: water channel activity. The coding region runs from base 1 to 837 and encodes 278 amino acids. NCBI's taxonomy places the organism in Eukaryota, Fungi, Basidiomycota, Agaricomycetes, Agaricales, Pleurotaceae. The transcript has 5 exons.
AUGAUGCACCUCCAAUCGUCCUCGCAUUUCUCCACGCUCACGAAUGACUUCCAUGCCGCCUUCCUCGAAUUCGUAGGCACAUUUUUGUUCCUCCUACUCGGCCUGGGGGGAAUUCAAACGGCCCAGACGCUCUCUGUACUUGACACUUCAGCGGCUUCAGACACUCAACGCUACCUAUACAUUUCCACAUCUAUGGGGCUGUCGCUCCUUGUCUCUGCGUGGCCGUUUCUCAGAAUAACUGGAGGGGUGUUCAACCCCAACAUCUCUCUUUCAUUGAUGUUGGUAGGCGCCAUCCGGCCAGUGAGGUGCGCCCUGUUUUGCAUCGCGCAAUUAGCAGGUGGGAUCGCGGCGGCGGCAGUCGUGCUAGGUUUAACAGACGGGACUUUGAGGGUGAACACGACUUUGUCGCCCCGGACAUCUCCUGCUGAAGGUGUCUUCAUCGAAAUGUUCAUAACCGCAGCCUUGGUUCUCUCUGUGUUGAUGUUAGCAACAGAGAAGCAUCAAGCUACAUCCUUUGCUCCGGUCGGAGUUGGGUUGACCUUGUUUUCUGGUCACCUUUUCGCCGUGUAUUAUACCGGUGCUUCAAUGAACACUGCGAGGUCUUUUGGGCCAGCCGUCGUCACUGGGUUUCCUGAUUCACAUCACUGGGUGUACUGGGUCGGCCCAUUGUUAGGUUCCCUGCUUGGCUCUGGGUUCUACACCCUUCUCAAGCAGUACGUCCCUUGGCUCCUCAUCUUUCUCGCAUUGAACUCUGACUGCUUUUCGCUACUAGCUAUCGUAAUUGGGUCUCGGUCAUGGAGGAGCGCACCGAUGUCGCGACGAAGUCGCCGAGGCUAA